CCGUACACCGUCCAUCCUUUCAGCAACAAGGAGUUGGCAAAUGCUACAUCCAACACGGAGCGGAGACGGAUGAUCGACUUCAACAAACUGUUGUCCAAGCAACGCGUCACCGUUGAACAUGCCUUCGGAGUGCUCAAGAUGCGCUUUCAUUCACUCCGUCUCAUGGGCUACCAUGAUGAUGUGCAAGAUGUAUGGCGGGUGAUUGAGGCAUUGCUAAUCCUGCACAACUUAUGCCUCUAUCACAAGGAUCAUCCGGAGGCAUUCGACGAGUAUGCUGAAGUCAUUCUAGCAGCUAACGAGGAGGGGGAUGAUACAGAUGAGGAGGAAGAGGAGGAGGAGGAGGACGUGCCGACAGUCACAGGAGUUGAUGUGCAUGGUCCCUCAGACCUUCCACGCCACGAGACUGUAGCGUGGCUCCGAACUGCAGGGCAUCAGAAGCGGCGGGAACUUCUUGACAUUGUAUGCCCUAUGGCAAACUACCAGUAG
Messenger RNA from Schizophyllum commune H4-8, 486 nucleotides. RefSeq lists its product as uncharacterized. The record is from RefSeq and is a predicted model, not a curated record. The annotation marks the transcript as partial. The transcript has a single exon. Lineage: Eukaryota; Fungi; Basidiomycota; Agaricomycetes; Agaricales; Schizophyllaceae.